AUGAGUGGUCACGAAGACGGUGGUAUGCCCAGUUCUCCUCGAGACAUUGGUAUUGGUACUAACGAGAUGUCAGCAUCUUUCUCAAGCACGGGUACGGCUAGUACGCGCUCUACUUCUAACAACGCUUCUUUUGUGGCGAACGGUACGAACUCUCCAGAGCCUGUCUCUGUGAGCGGUGAUCCCGGAUUGCCUCGGAAGCCUGCUAUUGGUCUGAUCAGCCAUCACGUGUGCGAGAAGAUCAAGGGUUCUGUUGACCAAGACAUACAAGAAUGGUUCGGUACCUUCGAGAUGGCUACCUCUGCUUGCGGUUGGGAUGAUGUUCAGCGUGGUACAUACCUCGGUCUCUAUCUCAUUGGUUCUGCACAGCGAGUUUGGCGUUCGACUUGUUCUAAGGGUGAUUAUCAGACGGCUCGUACCACUCUGCUUAAGGCCUUCGAUAAAUCCAAGACCGCUGAUGCUGCUCUUCUACGGUUCAAGGGGUACGCCUGGGAUGGCAAGAUCACCUUGUCGGAGUAUACUCCGAACUUAUCGCAAGCCCUCCAAGAUUAUAGUGCUCUGCUCCCGAACGACUCGAAGAUUCGCUUUGCUGUGUUGGAGACUCUACUGAUUGACCGUGUUUGCGAGACAGCCACUGGUUCGGCUAAGGCAGAGAUGCGCCGUCAUCGCCCCAAGACAUUCCGUGAAGCUUGCGAGGUCCUGGACGCUCACUCGGAAGAUGUGACUGCCAAUGCCACCUCUCGUACCCAACAAGUGAAUGCGAUAACGUCUCCCUCUUCCGAACGUGUUGACUCAGAGAACAUCUCGGUGGUAUAG
This is a messenger RNA of Perkinsus marinus ATCC 50983, 813 nucleotides long. RefSeq lists its product as hypothetical. The transcript has a single exon. The coding region runs from base 1 to 813 and encodes 270 amino acids. NCBI's taxonomy places the organism in Eukaryota, Perkinsozoa, Perkinsida, Perkinsidae. The record is from RefSeq and is a predicted model, not a curated record.